Messenger RNA from Talaromyces stipitatus ATCC 10500, 1788 nucleotides. RefSeq lists its product as uncharacterized. Lineage: Eukaryota; Fungi; Ascomycota; Eurotiomycetes; Eurotiales; Trichocomaceae. The transcript has 2 exons. The record is from RefSeq and is a predicted model, not a curated record. The coding region runs from base 61 to 1788 and encodes 575 amino acids.
UGGCGAUUUUAUGGCAAUGGCCCGCCACCCCAGCCUAAAGCUAAGCAGUCAUGGAAUAGGAUGGGGCAGUCAAAUAUGGCGGUGCCGGGAAAUAUGCCAGCUGGAGCUAUGGGUGCCACAGGGACAGGGGUUAUGGGAGGAAAUGUGGCGGCCUCUAUGCCUGCUACACCUGUAGCUGCACCAUCGACGCAGCUAUUGUCGGCAGCUAAUGGACCGGUGUCUAGUGGGGUUCAAAGACCUGCAUUAUCGGCAAAUGGGAAUGUUGCGAAUACGCCUGCGGUGUCCAGGACGUCGGCAACAGCAGUCUCUGGACCAGCUGCACCUACAAACUCAGCACCGGCUCUAGCGCAAACAGCUGCAUCAGCGCUAGCUGUGAGUACAAACGUACCGCCAACUACACCCACACCUGCAGCACUAGCUACAAAUACACCUGUAGUACCAGUAUCAACUCCAUAUACUCCAAUUACAAACACAGACACAGUAAUACCUGAACGCGCAUCCCCAGCACCCAUCCGCGGCGGGCGCGGCCAGACUCUCUCCGAUGAAGACAAACUGAUCCUCCUUCAAAUCUGCCUCGAGUGCCAAAACACACUCAGAUUCACCACCAAAACCGCCUUUUGGCGUCGAGUCUGCAACCGUUUCGAGAAUGUCCGUCAUCGACAGUACAGUGCGGGAUCAUGCGAAAAGACAAUUGCAAAAUUGACUAAUGCGCGGCGCGCAGCUUUGAAAAGGGCUGGUCCGAAUGGGAAGAAAGUCAUGAGUGAUGCAGAGAGGAUGAGUUUGUUGGUUGAUCGGAUGAUUGAGUUGCAGGAUGAGAUUGAGGAGCAGACGAGAGAAAAGGAGACGAGGCUGAAGGAGAUAUAUACUAGGUUGGAGGGGGAGGCAGCAGCCAGGACGACGAAGAUGAUGGAGGCGAUGAAUGAUUAUUAUCAGUCGAUGGUGCGGGGUGAGACGCAGGUAUCCCCGUCAGGAGGAUCUAAUCAUACCCCUCAGGGAAGCAAUAGCAACGCUGCAUCUCCUGUCGAUCUCACCAACACUGAUAACAACACUACUAACAACACUAGCAAUAACAAUGAAAACCACGAUAACGAUAAUGAUAACCGCUUUGACUUUGACACAGUGGUACUAUCAGAAAUAUCCAAAAUCCGCCAAAUCCUCUCCAAAGAAGUAUCCCUUUCCGUUGCAAGUAGCGGUUUCCAAAAGGAGAGUACGGCAUCAAUGUCAACGAGAUUGGAUCGUCUGGAAGAGCAAUUUACGGAAAUGAAGAAGACGUUGGAUCAGCAGACGGGCAUUUUAAGUGAUCAGAAUACGGUGUUGAGGCAGUUGCUGACGAUGAUGAAUAAUGGGAGAAGGGUUAGUCAGGGCUCUUGGCCGCAGGUUCGGGGUCCUACGCCUCAGGGAUUUGUGCCUCAAGGAUUCCCGGGAUCAUAUCCACCGGGAUAUCCGCAGGGAGCUCCUCAAGGCCCUCUGCCUCAAGGAGUUUUACCUCAGGGUGUUCCUCAGGGUGUUCCUCAGGGAAUUCCUCAGGGAAUUCCUCAAGGAGUACCACCGCAGGGCUUUCCAUCUCAAGGACAUCCACCUCAGCGAGUCCCACCUCAAGCAAACUCCCAAGGUCCUCCACCCCAAGAAAAUCCUCAGGGACCCUCACCUCAUUCCAAAGCACAUUCAUCUCAACCCCCUCAGGUUCAAGGAGGCACCUUUGGAGUUUACAGACUUCAAGCUAGCGGUCCUCCAGCCGGCAGUUCUCAAGCCAGCAAUUCCCAAGCCAGUGGGCCUAACAAAACCUGA